UGAUGAUAUCAAGUUAAAAAUAUUAAAUAUGUAAUAUUAAUACUACGUAUGUCGUAUAGGACAAGAAAUAUUGUUAUCUAAAAUAAAUUUGAUACAAUCUUUUUUUUUUAAAUUAAAAAUAAUUAUCAUUUUGAACAAUUUACAAUGAUUAUAAUAGUAUUUAAUUAACAGUGGACUUAAUAAUAAAUUCAGUCGUGUUUAAUUAAUGUUAGUUUUUUUUUUAUACUUUAUUUAUUAACUUAACAUAAUUCAAAAUGGAAGCUUUAUCAGAAAUUUUACAACCAUAUAAAGAUGUGGUCGGAUUGGUCGCAUCGGUUUUAACAAUUGGACAAUUUUUUUCUGGUGUAUUAAUUUGUAAAGAAAUUUACGAUGCUAAAAGUACACAAGGAAAAUCAGCCAUGCCAUUUAUUGGUGGUACAGUAUUAGGUAUUAUUAUGUUACAAUAUUCAUUAAUAUUGGACGAUAUAAAUAUGUUACGUGUAAAUAUUGCUGGAAUUCUAUUAAAUAUUUUUUAUAUGACAUGUUUUUAUUUAUAUUGUGAAAAUAAAAAAAAAGAUGUUAUCAAACCAUUGUUAAUUGGAUUGGGAAUUGCUACAGCAGUUUAUUUUUAUAUUAAAAUUGAAGAUCCACAGUUAAUUGAGUAUCGAUUAGGUCUAUUUGUUACAAUUGCAUUGAUGGGUUUGAUUGCUAGUCCAUUAUUUAACGUUGCUGAAAUUAUUAAAAAACGAAAUGCUGAAACAAUGCCUAUGCCUAUCAUAUUCUCUGGAACAGUUGUCACAAUAAUGUGGACUCUUUAUGGAAUUAUUCUUAAAAACGAAUUCAUGCUUUUCCAAAAUAUGAUUGGUAUAGUUUUGAGUGCAUUGCAAAUUUUAUUGUAUAUUUUCUUUCGUGGUGGCGUAAAAGAAGAUAAGAAAAAAGAAUAAAUAGAUUAAAUUUUGAACGUAAAUCU
This is a messenger RNA of Chrysoperla carnea, 949 nucleotides long. RefSeq names its product sugar transporter SWEET1. Gene Ontology annotation, molecular function: sugar transmembrane transporter activity. Gene Ontology annotation, biological process: carbohydrate transport. The record is from RefSeq and is a predicted model, not a curated record. The transcript is spliced from 5 exons. Gene Ontology annotation, cellular component: membrane. Bases 255 to 923 code for a protein of 222 amino acids. NCBI's taxonomy places the organism in Eukaryota, Metazoa, Arthropoda, Insecta, Neuroptera, Chrysopidae.